Mizuhopecten yessoensis (Yesso scallop) is the source of this 2793-nucleotide messenger RNA. RefSeq lists its product as uncharacterized. Lineage: Eukaryota; Metazoa; Mollusca; Bivalvia; Pectinida; Pectinidae. The record is from RefSeq and is a predicted model, not a curated record. The coding region runs from base 256 to 1320 and encodes 354 amino acids. The transcript has a single exon.
UUGAACAUGGCAGGUGUUUUCACAUCUACGCUUCUUCUUCUUCUGUUAAGCAAAUGCUUUGCUGUCAUAUCAGGGGCAUGUAAUAGUGCUUACGGACCUGCAGGCGGAUAUGAAUGUGUGGCAUUGUCAAAGUACAAUGGAAUUCCUCAAUGGGCAACUUGUUUGACGGACACCUACAUACAAGCAAAGUCAAAGAGUAUGGGGAAGAGUCAUCAAUGCGAGAAUAGGUCGGCAACUUAAUGUUAUUACCAGUGUAUGUGCGAGAUGAAUGACAAAUGUAACGGCCCAGACGUCUAUAGUAACUGUUCCUGUGAUCCUAACCGUCCACAAACACAAAUAGAAACGACGGCCAUGUCACCACGACCAACAUUACCGCCCUGGUGUUUCAGUCCCGACGGUCAAACAUGUUCCUGGUAUCGGGAGUGUCUGGAGGAGAGGUAUCAUUGCGAGGGAACGGAUGCAGCGUACGCCAUUAGCUACGCCGAAAAGUUCUGUGAUCUGUACUCGAACCACUACCGGUCAUUUUCUGUAGACGGACAACAAUGGAUUGACGCGGUCAGGAAGUGUUUACAGGUAGGGUUGGUGCCUGUGUUACGUCCUUGGGUCAGCGCUACGUGUUCAGAAAUCAAGAAUAGGGCGUUCGCUUCCCACACCAAUUGUUAUACAGGCCCGUCUUCUGGGAUCUCAUUCUGUUCUUUAAGUCUGGGAGACAGAUGGAAAGUAUUUUGGACAAUCAAGAGUGCUUUCAUUGGUUCCUUUGUAGAAACACUGAAGGGUAUAUGGGAUACCAUGUACAAAUGUCUGAGAUACAACUCUAAUCCAGUUAGCGUUGGAAAUAACAAUGUAGAGGUCACUCAUAUCUUUGUGAAAAAGCAGGAUUUUAUGGAACGCAAUCCUGACGAAUUUGCUGGAAAAGCAAUCGAUUACAUUGCAGUAAAUGAGAAAUGGGACUUAAAAGCAAUGACUUGGUUUAGCUACAGUGGCUUACCAAACAAUGACACCGGUCGCUUGUCAGAUUUCCGUAUAGACGUCAUACUUGCUUCUAAACGUGCUUUUGACCUGAACGCCCCUAACGCCAUCGAUGUAAACACAACAGAAACUGUGAUGUCAUUCGCAAAUUCGGUCCGAAAUGGUCAGAUCCGAUUGACGGUGGAUGGUGCUCGAGUUGAUGUUCUGUCUAUGGAGGCCUGCGCUGACAUUGAAUGUAGCCGUACAUUCAUCGAGGUGGUGGCACCGGUUAACACAGGAACAAGACCCAAGAUAUCAGGAAUCUUCGUCCUCAUUGUCGGCGUUUUAAGCUUUGUUUAUAGAAAGUUUUAACUAUUAGCAGUGUAUGUGUACACAUUGUUGAUUUGAACUACCUGUGCGAUGUUGGAGGAAACGUUCCAUGACUAACAUAUGUCUACCCGAAAGAUGACACUUUUUAGUAAAAUAUUGAUGUAUAUGAAACUAAAGUAUUAGCUCGAGAAAUAGUUGAUCCAUUUUUAUUCAGGAAGACAGAACCCAUUUUGUUUUUUCUAUUGCACGGUGUAUAUCCUACACGUGGUGAAUAGAACAAGAAAUACCAUGUUUGUAAAUUAAAUGGGCCCUGAAAGUGAUGGCUUGCUAUUUUGACAUAUAAGCAAAAAUUCGAUAAAGAUCUUGGUUUCUAAACAUAACAUAUAAAUAAAUAGCAACGAACGGAGAUUUAUACUUUCGUAGCUUUUCUUAAUGCAAGAUGUCCGCUUGACCAUAACCGACAGCAGUAAAGUUAAAAAUGAAUGUUCUAUAAACUUUUCUAUAAAAUACUUUUGUUUAAUUAUAUGGUUUUUAAAAGACCGUUUCUCUACUAUAUUCAUUGUUUUGUUCCCUGAUGUUACCAUGUGUUUAUAUAUCAUUGUCACCCUUCUGAGUAAUUCAUAAUGAUAACCCUGUACUUUUGGCAGCUUUACUGUUGCCUAAAACUUAACUUUACUACAUUAAGAUUGGCAAAGAAAUACGAUUUUUUUUUAUUAAUGACUUAAGUUAUACUGCGUUCUUAUUACAGUUAAGUUUGAAAAAGAAACAGUGUCAAACAUUCCAGUAUAUACAUGCUUAUCAAAAUUAAUACUUGGACAAUCAGCAGGACUUUUUUAUUACUUCUUAAUUUGCAAUUGAGUUUUAUUCAUUUGACUUUUAGAUGCUAAAAUGAUUCAGAUAUUAAAAUCAAUAUUUAACAUAUGCGACUAAAGAAGGAUAUUGAUUUUGUUUACAAACAAAACUGAACCUUACACGGAUCAAGCGAAUCACCAAUCUUCACUAUUACUUCACAUGGUCAGAAUUCUUUACACUAUAAUCACUUAAGUAUGCAACUACGGGGUGCAACGACAAUCUACCAGCAUUUAUACAUGUACACCAUGCAUCGAAAGAUGAACACCCAUGCAUGCUAAGCAGCUGUGCCGCGAAACAGAACUCGAUUUAAAAUAUAUAUAAAUGGUCCAUAGCAAAUGGACACAUUCUUUUUUUCUGUGUUGUCACAUUUUAAUGGUUAUCUGCUUAGCUCCAAUUGAGUUGGCUGGGCAUCAAGAAAGAUCACGGGAAAUAAAAAGACAUGCUUUGUAGGUUGUUUGUAACAUCUUUUACUUAUGCCCGUUUGUGUUGCCGUGAAAAGAAGUUUGAUAUGUCAGACAACUCCUUUAAUUUUAAUGUUUGAGCAAAACGACAGUCGUAUUUUCCCUUCGUUUUAAAGCAUUGUUUAUCCACAUUUGUAAUGGAAUUAUUUAUAGAAUACAAAUUUAUUUAUAUAUCAGGCAACAACGUGAUGUAAUGAUUUAA